AAAAAUUGCAGAAUCAUGGAGCAAGAAAUAACAGAUUGACACCAAACGUCUAAACAGUGAAUAACUUGAUUUAACGAAGCUGUAAGGUAACUUGGCACCUCUCCACAUUGGCAGCAAAGACUUCAUCUGGUGAGGCCACUUCUACAUCAUCAUAUUGGUUCAUCUGUUAUAAAAAAAUUGUAAGAUGUCUACAAACUGCUUUCGUGAGAUUAGUUCCAGUGGACCAGACAAUAUGUCUGAUGAUACUAAACUAAAUAAGACUCGGACUCAGAGAGGCAGUUUGGAAACAGAUGCAGUUGUUUUUAAUGAUGAGCGUCUUAGCUGUAAACUCAAACAGGUCAAGAUUGAUUCUUCACACAGCACCGAUGUAGAUGACCAACAGAUACAACCUUCUGAAGCACAACUAGAGGAGAAUCAUCCAGGUACCAAGACACCUGGCUCACCUGCAGGAGGAGCUGUUGGUGGUAGUGCGAAUGCAGAAACGACACACAAAGAAUCACACAAAGAAUCACUGCCUCCCACCACCAAACCUAAAGUCACCGAUGAUGCUACAUCUCGGGCGCUUCAACAAGACCAAGUGCCUCGCACGCCAUCACCAAUCCAGGAGACAGCAGCUCAACCACCGCUAAAACCAAUCGCCCAGAAACCUCCAGAAGAAGAUGAUGAACAUUAUGACAUUUUGCUGCUGUACAGUGAGCACGACCAUAGUGUAGCCAAGCAGUUCCUUGGUGUUGCAAAGAAAGCAAACUGGAAAGUUGCCACAUCUAAUGAUUUCCUCCCAAAUCGAACCAAAAUCAAAUCUUUUGAAGAUGUGUACCAGAAUAGUUCUUACACUGCUCUUCUUCUUACUUCUAAGUUCUUUGCAGAUGUUUGGUGUGAUAGUCGCUAUCAAGGAGCACUUACACGGGCAAUAGAAGACCCUAAAAAGAAAGACACAGUGAUCCCAAUUAUUUGUCAGGAUCAAGGCCUUGAGAUGCCAGUAAUGCUGAGUUCUUUAAAUGGGGUCAAUCAAAGCAGUACUUUAUUUGCAGACAGAUUGAAAAAAUGUAUCAAAGUAGAAAAGAGAUUGGAAAGAGAAAAAGCAGAGAGAGAAAAACAAACAUAAAUUGGGACUACACCAAAUUUGUUUUAAGUACUGUUUAUCAAAAACAAGUCAUUCAGUUUGAGUCCAUAUAAACGUAUGUAAUACAUGUAUAGAUAAUUAAAUAAUUGCUAGAUGUUAAAUUUGCAUCGGGGAUAAAGAAUAUUAAUUUUGGUUUUUACCCAUACACCGAUGUGUGUUAGCAC
This is a messenger RNA of Asterias rubens (European starfish), 1287 nucleotides long. RefSeq lists its product as uncharacterized. NCBI's taxonomy places the organism in Eukaryota, Metazoa, Echinodermata, Asteroidea, Forcipulatida, Asteriidae. The record is from RefSeq and is a predicted model, not a curated record. Gene Ontology annotation, molecular function: protein kinase binding. The transcript is spliced from 2 exons. Gene Ontology annotation, biological process: positive regulation of cytokine production involved in inflammatory response; positive regulation of canonical NF-kappaB signal transduction; response to exogenous dsRNA. The coding region runs from base 185 to 1105 and encodes 306 amino acids.